UCAUGGUAACCAAUGUAAACACCGGCUGCCCUGUCUCUCCCUCCUCCUCCUCGGCUCUUCUCUGCAGCGGCACUAAAGCGGCCGAAAAUGGCAGACUUGGCCCGCAGCGAGGACCAAUAUUAUGAAAAGAUAACCUCGAUUCAAGAAAGCAUGUACAAAAGGGAGAAACGGAGGAUGGAGCUGGAGAGGGAGCUGUUUGCUUACUCCAGAUCCGAUAGAAGAAUCUCACAGAUAAAGUGUUCCAAACUGCACAGUUAUCUCAAGGAAAUCUGUGACAGGGAAGCACGAGCGAAAAUGAGAAACCUUGAGCUUCUGAGAGAUGUGGAGUGCAUAGAAAUUAGCAUGAAGGAAUAUAGUCCUGACCAUGGCCCCCUGCAACAACAAAAGGCUGACUUUUCGAAAAAGAUUUCCAGAUUUAUGGAAGUGAAUAAGAAAAUGGAGCAGGUGCACAAAGCAGCAAAGGUUGAAGCUGUGCAUCGACGGUACCAGAACACCUCCCUUACUCAUCCCGCUAAGGAUUGUACACAACCACCAGAGGAAAUUUGUAUGGUCCACCAGACCUCCAGAGGGUCUGACGCUGAAGCUGGCACCACAAGUGUACACUCACACCAAGCAUUGCAUCGUUCACCCAAUCGCAGCAUGCACUCCCGCGAACGCCUACCAAGUGGCCUUUUGAAGGACUUCAGAGUUGGCGGAGAGCAUGCCGCCAGCAACCGAGCACAUUUAUCAGAUGACAUUUCAGACUCAAACGAUUCCCCCGACGGCUGUAAUUUGAGUGACAAACAUGAAAGAACGAAGGGGCUGCUCCCAUCUGUUAGUGCCUUAACAGGCGCAGCUGGCAAUGUGGCUUUUGGAGGUGAUGAUGAACAAGAAGCUUCACCUCUGGUGACCUUGACGGGCCCCGAGAAGAAUCCAUCUCCUAGCAGCGGUAGUCCCAUGAGGGCUAAGAAUUCCCUUGCAGAACACACUGACUCCCAAGAGGUGGCUCAUGAGCCACACAAAAUGGAAGAUGAAGAGAGAGGUCUUGGCCAUUUGAAGCCUGAAACUACUUUUGGAAAAGAAGCUCAAGAGACUCCAGGAAAAUCUGAGAGUAUCAGCACGCAAAGUUCUGAUGUUCAGUUGUCAGAGAGCAGUGUUAGUGACCUGACAAUUUCUCUGACACAAUCUGAGCUGGAGGAGGAUCCACCAGAGGGUGUGGCACUUGACAGGAAUGGCUCUUAUGGAGAGAGUGAUGAUCCCAAUCAGCACAGUCCUCAAUCAUCCAUCCACUCUGAUGGAUCCAAGAACACACCCCAGAUAAACAGCGAGACCUCAGCACCAGUUGUGACCUUGAAAAGUCUCUCACAGGAAGGGCUCUUUAAUCUGCUAGACAGCAUCGAAGGACGACUCCACAGUCAACAGACCAGUGUGUAUGGCAGUUCUUCAUUUGCGGCAAGACAACUCAAUAGAAUUAUCAGCCUUUGUGACGAUGGAGCGGGCUUGAAUGACGAGGACCUUGAAGCGUGUGGAGCAGUCGUCCUUCAUGAGCUUCAGAGGUUGUCAUGGAGCACAGAAAAGGGCUGCCUGCUACCACAGGAUCUAGUGAGUGCUCAUCAGUCCAGCACUGAGCCUAAUGAAAUAAGCACCAGCCUCCCUCCUAAUGCUGCUCGGCUGUGGGAUCGCUGGUUCAAGCACGCCCUUGUGCUCAAGGAGCGACGUGUCCUCAGCACUGAGCGCUUGGUCCAACUGUUCACGCCGCUGCUACUGGAGCGUCAUGCCACCUACAGCCACCAGGCCAAAGUGUUGCUGAGGACACUUCUGUCCCGGUCCAGUGAGGAGUGCCCCUCAGCAGAGGACGAGAGUGACUUAUCUUCUUUGUGUGGUCCUUCUUCUCUCCUGGCUGACGGAGAUGUGAAGCCUGCCAGGCCGGUACAGAAGCACCAGAUGCAAGAACUACAAAGUACUGAAGAGGACAGCCGGGACGAAAGCCCUGUGGAAAGUGGUCCUAUUAGAGAAACAAAAGCAUAUCAGUUACUUAAACAAUCAGCCAUGCAGGAAAGGCUGCAGAGUUCUGAAGAGGAGGAGGAGGAGGAGGAGGAGGAUGGCCUCUCAGGAAUAAAUCAUGGCCAUGAAGAGGACCUGGGGAGGGCCAAACGCUCCUCACAUCAAGACCCUUACCCUCGGAGAGAGAAGACUAAAUCAAAGCUCCAUUCUGUUCUGCAGUCAAAAGCUUUCUGGGAGGAAUCAGAUGACAGCAACUCAGACAUUGAAGCAGCCUUACGUCCUCGACCUUUCAACACAAACAGCGAAGACACUGAUGACUUCUACGACUGACGUUUCCACUGAGAUAUUUUUUGAAAUGCACUACAUUAUAUCACUGCUAGAUCUGAGGCAGUUUGACUCAUGGUAAUUCACCCCUGACCAUUAUUUUAGUGGUCUGCAUUGUAAAUCAUAUGCACACUGUAUCGUAAAAACAAAUAAUAAAGUUGACAGCUCUCACGCUGGGUAAAGUAUGUGAAGAGUUGUCCAACACACUGAUGUUAA
Amphiprion ocellaris (clown anemonefish) is the source of this 2523-nucleotide messenger RNA. It is a transcript of the gene kiz, whose product is annotated as kizuna centrosomal protein. The transcript is spliced from 15 exons. Gene Ontology annotation, cellular component: centrosome. The coding region runs from base 88 to 2313 and encodes 741 amino acids. Gene Ontology annotation, biological process: spindle organization. The record is from RefSeq and is a predicted model, not a curated record. NCBI's taxonomy places the organism in Eukaryota, Metazoa, Chordata, Actinopteri, Pomacentridae.